GACCAGUACAAGGCUGAGAGAUACCAGGUUUGCUGUUGUUGUUGUAGCAGCAUACGCAUUCCCAUAUUUACAUACGGGGAAUGCUGCUGGAGUGACAGUCCUUGACCGGAUUUAAAUCCGGCUCGUUUCGGUAACGUAGAACCGACUGUCGUGGAAACGAACAGGUUUGCUCGUUAGGUAUGGUGAAAAAAAUAUUUUUUUGAAGGGAACAAAAUUCAGCUUUAGCUUUGUGAAACACAAAACGAAUGACGUCGGCAUAUCUGUCAAAUUCGCUCAGAGCCGAAUAACGAUCCGCUAGGUAAUCUUUUCACCAUGGGUCCAGUAUGCAAGCAUUCCAUUUCCACUUUUCGCUGCUGAAAACUGCAUACUUACCGGCGCUAAAAUGAUAAGCUCAGCUCGCUCAAAUACUUCAUAAUUUUUUAAACGAUACCACUGUACUCCAACCGCUGCAUGGUUCCAGCACACAUAGCCAACACAAUUGGUCCACGAUGCCGGCAACUCGUGCAACCUUUGAUACCUACACUAUACUGCCUGUUGGGUAGAUAGAUACACGCAACCACCUCCAAACUUGUACUGUAGGCAGCCGCCAACGAACUUUCGUGUUGCCUGCUCCUGCAUAUUUGUAGUAAGCUUGUAAUUGGAGCUACUCCAAGUAUGUGCGCAAACACUCUCCUUCUCUCUUUUGCUGCUGCUGCUGCUGCUUGCUUGCUUGCAGUUACUGGCUUUGGUGCUCUUUAGCUUUCGUGCGCUCUUUUUAGGCACGACUACUCCUGGGCUUGUGAGUUGAUGAAAAACAAAAACAAAAAAAUGUUUCAUGCUUAGUGCAUUUGUCAGCUGCUUGACGAUUUUUUUUGUUUUGUUUUCGGCUUUGAUUUCGGAAUCCCACCACUUCAAGCUGGGAUACCUACACCAGGCACGAACGGCAGAAUUCAGUUUCAGUUCAACGGUGUGCACUCGCACAAUUCGGUACGAAUUGCGGUUUAUGCCGCAAAAAUUUAACGAAAAUUCAAAAAACAAAAAGUUUAUAAAUACUCACACAAUAUACAUACACAUGUACGUAUGUACUCUGACUGACUGAUUGACUGACUGACUGACUCACAAAAGUGUUGGCCGAAAAAUGAGAAGUGAUGUGUUGGUGUGAUGUUGAGCUUUUUAUGAGUGUGUAGUGACAAACGGGGGGAAAACGCGUAGAAAAAAUAGAAAAAACAAAUUUACAAAUGUACAACAACGAUUGGGCUGCGUAUCUACAAUGGGAAAAUGCUGCUUUGAAAAAUCAAUGGAAAUGAAAUUUCGUUUAUUAAAUUUUGAAUGCCGCAAAGGAAACGGAAAUUGAAGUGAAGUUUGAAAAAGUGAAGUAUAACAAAAGUAAAAAAAAACCAAAAAUUACGAAAGGCGAAUUGCUUUAUAAGUACGUUUCAUUGCGAAGAAAAAAAUAUAUAGAAAAAGGACAUUUUGUGAAGCUAAAAGUAAAAAUCAGCAAUAAAAAUGAAUCCGCUUCAGUUUACGGGCGUACGCAAUAUAGGAACCAGCGGUUUUCAGCCGUACGCCAUACAUUGUCGUUGUUGUUGCAAUGCAUCGAUCAUUGAAGCCGCACGCACAAGCUAAAAAGGUACCACCACCUGCGCUACCUGGAGAUCCGGCACCACAACAACAGCAAAUACCAUUAUACCGUUUAGGUGGCAGCAUUUCGAGCGCAGCUGGUAAGCAGCUAGAUGAUGGCAUCAUAAUGAGUAGCAUGGUAUCGUCGCCAUCAUUGGAGGAGGGCGGUUUUAAUUUGCCACGUGAGCCAUCGGUAGCACUGCGCAUGAAAGAUGAAAUAAGUGAAUACGCCACAGCUAUGUCAACGUCAGGCACAUCACAAUCAUCGGGAUCCUCUGCUGUUGCAGCUGGUAAACAACAAACGGCAGUUCAAGCAGCUGCUGCUGGCGCAUCACUUUUGUCCACCGCAACUAAUCCGCUGCUCAGCGGUUGUCCACCCACAAUAGUGCCAUGCCCUCCGCCCGUGUUCUGCGCCACACUACGCGAACCACUCACACAUAAAGCAGCAGUCUACUAUCAUCAACAGUUGGCGUUGCAAGAGGAUCAGGGCAUCGAUCUGACACAAUCGCCAGGUCGCGAUUCGCCCGGUUCGUCGUCGGGUUCAGCUGGUUCUGGUUCGCGACACUCCACCGCUAGCUUGGAUUCGGGUCGUGCCUCAUCGUAUUUGACUGGCGUGUCUGGUGCAUCGAUACGUGGUAGUGCGGGCGGUGCACUCUCAUCACCGCGUUGCAGUUCGGUGAGUUCGUGUUCCAUCGGCAGUGUGGAUCGUCAACGUAACGAUGAACUCAUCAUCGAUUGGCUGAUGGAAAUGAAGUAUGAGGAAUAUGCACAAUUGUUUAUAGCGGCCGGUUACGAUUUACCGACCAUUGCACGAAUGACCCCCGAAGAUUUGACGGCGAUUGGCAUAAAAAAUCCACAUCAUCGUGAGCGUAUAAAACAGCGUAUCGAUAAGUUGCAAGUAUUGGAUAACUUGCCACACUUUGUGCCGGGUUCCAUUGAAGAAUGGCUACAGCUGUUACGCCUCGAAGAAUACAUCCAACCGUUGCUCGAUCAAAACUAUAAAACUGUACGCGAUGUCACUCAAGUCACUUGGGAAGACUUGGAGGACAUUGGUAUUGUUAAGCUGGGACAUCAGAAGAAGAUUCUAUUGGCCAUUAAGCGUGUAAAAGAUAUCAUAAGUGGAAAGUGGAAUCCAGGCGGCACCAAUGCUUACCAACAACAGGAUUAUCGCAAUAAGGUUUGGCCCACUGCCGUGCCACUACCCACUACACCAACAUAUUUGCCAACCACGCGCGUUUCGUGGGACGAUUCUAAAAUUUAUGCUUCGCCCGGCGUUGAUGCCGUCUACUUUUGCACCGGCAACCAUCACGAGUGCUGCAAUGGCAACGAUGUGGUGCCCAUUAAGGUGCGCCAGCCACGCGGCAAAAGCUUAGAAUCACUCGAGGAUAUUCACGACAAUAGCACACGCAGCCAUUUGACCUUUAGCCAUUAUACAGCCACUGAUUAUGGCCACUUUGCGCAUCCAACGCCUGCAAUGCAACAGCAACAUCAUCAACAAGCCUUGCAACACCAACAGCAACAACAUCAGCAGGCCAUGCAACAUCAUCAGGCCGCAUUAAUGGGCGGCGCUGUUGUGGGCGGUCCAGGUGGUGCUGGCGGUGCACGCUUGCUUAGCAAUCCAGCCGCUAUGUCUUGGCGCCGCUCUUACGACGAUGGUGAUAUCACUCCCACCAACGAUGCCACACGCGAACUUAUGUACGAGGAGGGUGGCGGCACAUUGCCCCGUCAGCAGCGCGGCAUUUUACAGCGGGCCGUGUUGAAUAGCAUGCCGCCUUUGGAGCAUCACUACAUGAAUGCAGCUGCUGCAGCAGAAUAUGUAUGUCAUGCAGCUGGUUUGGGCGUUGGCGGAGGCGUGCCAGGUGCGGGCGCACAUGUCGGUAGUGCCGGCGCCGCUGUCGGCGCAUCCGGUUGUGUUUUGGACGGUGCCGGUCUGAACGCAUCCUACUUGACCGGCAGUCCAAUGAGUAAUAAGAAAAUCGCACCAGAACCACCGCGACGCCAUUGCAGUAUACGAAAUUCACGUACGUUGAGUGCGGAUAGCGCGCAACAGCAGCAACAAUUGCAACAACAACAACAGCAGAUUGCCUUGCAUGCCGGUGCCGCAGUAACGCCUGGCCUCUACUAUGGCGGGGCUGGUGGCAUGCACCAUGGCGGCAUGUACAUGACGCAUGCGCAGCAACAGGCAGCAGCGGCGGCCGCAGCAGCAGCAGCCAAUCAACCGAUCUACGCGAAUUACGCAACCAUACAGCAGACCACGGCGGAAAUACACUGCGAAAAAUUCCAUGACAAUAAGUCAAAUUCCAGCAUCGAUUCCAUCGACACCAUACCAUUUGCCAACGAAAACACAGGCACCAUCAAGCAACGCUUACUCAAUCGCCAAGAUAUUGGUGGUCAGCAGCAGCCCUUGCAAUCGAGCACCAGCUCGCAUCUGCAUUCCUCCUCGUCGUCGUCCUCUUCAUCGUCGACCAACACCAUUGCCAACAUAGCGCACUCAUUCCACUCGCUUAAAACAUCUGCCUCGCUGCACGACGCAUCGCUGAUACGCAGCGACAGCAUCGGCAGCAACACGAGCGGUGGCAGCGCCGGUGCCAGUACCGGUGGUAGCGGCAGUGGCUUACUGCUCUUGCGCUCACCCACAUUACAAUAUCCACCGACUGAUGCAACGAAUGCCGUUAGCGGCGGCGGCGGCUCCUCAACGACUAUCACCACCACAGCGGAUUUGCAUACGCCCAGUGGCGCUGAAGGUGCUGGGGAAGCAGCAUGUGAAGGCGGCGUUCCAACAGCUGGCAGUGAAGACGUCGAUGCGUCAGGUGCAUCUGCUGGUGCGAAUUCAGCUACGAUUCCGACGCCUGGCCAAAAGGUGUCUGUGAAUGUGCUCAACGACAUUGGCAACAUGUUGGCCAAUUUAACAGACGAACUAGACGCCAUGCUGGAGGAGGAGAAACGUAUUGGCCUGAAUAUCGAUAGUGAAUAAACAUAAGUGGGGUAUCAUUCAUAGGGUAAUGCACAGGUACAUACAUGCAUACACUUGGAUAAAUUGUUCUUGCGUGUUGAAGUGAGAAAUGGGAUUUAAAUGUUAGUAUGUGGGUACAUAAAUUGUUAGUGGGACGUAAACGCUCGUUUGGGCUUCAAUUCAAAGUGGAUGCCGGUAAUUUUUUGACGUUUAAUUGAUUACUUCCAUUAAAUUUUCCUGCUUGUUGUUGUUGUAGCAGCAUAAAUAUUCCCCAUACAUGCAUUUUAAUUUUUUCAACCAUAAAAAGUUGCUAACAAGCUCGGAUAAGAGUUUCGUAGUAAAUAUUUUUUUUUUCUACCUUUUACGAUCAGAAUAGGGUAUGUUGUAACUUCGGAUAAGAAUUGAUUAUCCUUGAAUAAAGCUUUUUAUGCGUUUCCGUUUUUUCAUGCAUUUAUUGUUAAAACUUUCAUAAUUUCUAGACAGAAAACAAUAUUAGAUUACAGCUGUAUUUUUUUUUUUGUUAUUAAGUGGUUGACUUUUUCUUUAUAUACUGCUAUAGCAAAUGUUCCGUUGUUUCUAUUUUAAAAAUUUUAAAGUUUUUUUACAAAUAUAACGUAGUCGGAAUAUUGCGGAUAAUAUCGGAUAAGCACAAAGUGACUCCCUCAGUUGUAUAUCGCAUGGAUUUUAAUUUUUUCAACCAUAAAAAGUGGCUAAACAAGCUCGGAUAAGAGUUUCGUAGUAAAUAUAAUUUUUUCUGAUAACAGUUUAUACAGUUUGCCACUUUCCGGAUAAGCCUUUUAAAGCAAGAGCAUACAUUUGCAUGCUCACAAGCUAUUUUUCCUAGGGCUCGUAAUGGUGUCAACAUGAUUUUAGUGAUAAAUGUUCUUCCGUUCCCACACAAAACACAAUUUUCCUCAUAUUAUUUUCGGUACUCUGAUAAACCCAUGCAUAUCUCCGCUUAUUAUCUUUAUUGGUGCGUGAAUAGCCAUCAGAGCGUCAUCUCGAAUUGCGAAUUUGUAACAAAGCAGGCCAUAAACACUUCUUUCGAAAUGUUCAAUCCCAACGGGUUAAUUUUGUACUACAGAAAUUUUCCAUAGAAAAUUAUAUGAACCAAAGGAAAUUUUUUUCGAAAUAAAAUUCUACAUAGUAACCUUGAAAUGCAGUAACUAAAAAUGAGCAAUGUUUUUCUUUUUUUUUAUUCAUAGACGAAAUAUAAAACUCUCUAGUAUUAAAAAAGUACCCUCCAGGGGCUGAUUACAUUAAAAAGAUUGAUUAAAACUGAAAAACUGAGUAUGCAACUUUGCUAUGUAAAAUUUACAGAUUAACGAGUAUAUGAAAUUUUUCCUGGGUAACAUAAAAAAAAUAGAUUUUCGUCGCACGGCGGAAUGUGCGCUUAGAAUUGAAGCCCAUGCGCGCAUGCGUAGCUUGAUUGCGUUUAACACUUUUGUGUCGUAGUUGUCAGUUUUUUCAUGUUUUACAAAAAUACGUAGGUUUUAUGAUUUAUUUACAAAUUGAUUUUUAUAAAUUACGUUUACUGUAAAUACGCCCAGCAGAAGCGUAGAUAUCAUAUAAAUUCGUAUUUGUAAGUGUUUUAUUUCUUAUGUUUUCAAAGAAAUAUGUAGAAUAUGGUUUUUACACCAUUUUUAAAUGUUUAUUUUCUCGUAGUUCACGAACUAGAAAUUUUAAUGUUCAAAUUAUCGAGGUUUUGUGUACUUUUAUCGCUGUAUUUGUGUGAAAACUGCUGUUUUGGGGUAAGUGCUGGCCAAAGGCAAAAACGAACUAAUGUGAUUGCAAAUUGAUUUGGAAAAAAUUAAAUAUUCACUGAACAAACGCAAUUUUAAAGACUUAAAAGCGCUAAUAAAAAUUGUAUACAGUGAUAACCCAAAAAAACCCACUGUAAAUUUAAAUUAUCUUUGCAGUAUACUGUUAUUAUUCUGCUGCGGCACUCAUUGUAGCCGUGUGUGUUUGUGCCUGACAUGGCGCUGGGUUCGAUUUCUACUUCGGGCAUAGAACACAAAAUUUUAUUCCAAUAGGCAUUCAGCCAACGCCGGGCAAAAACAUAUCUCUGAGUUUUUGUUGUUUGUUGUAGUAGCAUAAACAUUCCCCAUUCAUGUGCGAGGAAUGCUGUUGAAGUGCCAGUCCUUGGCCGGAUAUAUGUAGAUCCGGGUUUUUCCGACUACGCAGCUCACGGUUUUUGUUUUUGUCUUAAAAGUAACCUACAUAUAUCGGCAAGCUUGGCCUAAAUCACUUUUAAUUGUAAAAGCGACAUACUAUUUACUAUUAUUGAGUUUGGUUACCGUUAUGAUGCUGAAAGCAAGUGAUACUGAAAGUAUAUUUUUGACCUCUUAGAUGUUUGCUUUUUUUUUUUUCAUUGAAAUUUCAAACACAUUGAAAUCACCAAAUUGCCCUGUUGCCAGGCCGUUCCUACCUAAUUGUGUAUUAUUGUAUUUUAAGUUAAUUUCGUUUUUGUUUUUUUUGUUCUUUUUUGGUGUUUUUUUUAACAAAUACAAACACAUUUUCAUUUAUAAUGCUAAACACAUUCCAAAAAACUUCUAAAUAUUCCAUUCACAAUACGUACAUAUAUCCGAACGUAACUCAGCAGCAAAUACCCCAAAACAGCAGUGUGCAAAAAAUUUCGGAAAAAAUCAUUGCAUUUCUUAAGGAAAAUUUGAAAAUUCCUGAAACUCGAAAAAUUCAUAACUCACUAUAUCAUUACUCUGUGACAUAUUUUCAUAAAUUAAAUCCAAAUUAAGUAAAUAACAAGCAACAACAACUAAAACAACAAGCAACAGCAUAUUUAGAAGUAAAAAUAAGAAAACUAAAAGUUGGAAAAGCUUUUAAAACAAAAUGAUGUAUACUUUUGUACUAUUUAAAUACACUAAAAGAAUAACAAUUAAAUAUAUACAUACAUAUUUAUAUUAAAUUAAAUUUAAAAUAAAAUAAAUAAGUGUUAACAUUAUAUAGUGGAAAUGUAGCGAAAGGUGCAUAGACUUGACUUAAGCAAAAAAAAACAAGAAAUUACAUACAUACAGAAAAUUUACUUAAAAUAUUAAAUACAGAGGUGUGCGAUGUUGGAAGAUUGAUAAAAAAUUGCUGCUACUAUUUUUUCUAUAUAGAAAGAAAGCACGAUUUUUGUAAACAAAAAAAAAAUAACAAAAUGUCACAGACAAACUACUAAAGAAAUUGAGAAGAAACAGUAAUAGCUUUCUCUUACUCAAUCGCCUGACCCACUCUCUCUCCCUCUCACAUAACCACACACUCAAGCCCAUAAACACACAUACACCAUACACAGAACUUCAAAAAAUCCGUAUCAGUGAAUUCCAUUGCGAUAAAUUAACUUUAAUUCUAAUAGCAUAAUCUACAGAUGUAAAACAAAAUCCAUUUGCAUACAACUUAACAACAAAAAAAUAUAUAAAAAUUAUUAAAGAAAAACAUAUAGUCGUAAAAUAGACUAAACAGCAAAACUAAAAAGCACAGCAACAAAUCGAGGAAAGAAAGAGAGAAGAAAAGCCUAAAUCAUAUAAAGUGCAGUGACUUGAAAAAUUCCAACAGCAACAACUAUCAAAUAAAUAAAAAAAAAUAUAAUAAAAAAUAAAUUAAAUAAAUAUAGGCGUUUAUAGGAUUAAACAACAAAAAAACUGAACAUAAGAACAAAAUGAAGCGAAAAAGAGCGUAAUACGCACGCAGCCGGCAUAUAUUAGCUUAAUUUACAAAAACAAAAAAAAAAUAUUUUUAAGUAAAUGAAAGCGGCGUUAAUGUUUAUGUGUUUAUUUCUUUAAAAUGUUUUUUUUAUAUCCUCUUUUUU
This is a messenger RNA of Anastrepha ludens (Mexican fruit fly), 8357 nucleotides long. RefSeq lists its product as uncharacterized. The coding region runs from base 1571 to 4573 and encodes 1000 amino acids. Gene Ontology annotation, cellular component: focal adhesion; axon. Lineage: Eukaryota; Metazoa; Arthropoda; Insecta; Diptera; Tephritidae. Gene Ontology annotation, biological process: cell surface receptor protein tyrosine phosphatase signaling pathway; axonogenesis. Gene Ontology annotation, molecular function: protein phosphatase binding; signaling adaptor activity. The transcript is spliced from 9 exons. The record is from RefSeq and is a predicted model, not a curated record.